GAAUGGAAAUUACCCACGUAGACGAUUCAUCUUGAUGCAGAGAACAAAGAGAUGAUUGAUGCCACAGUAAAAAUAUCUCUAUUUAUGGUCUUUGACGUAGUACAAAAUUGACGGCUGAAGGUAUUGGAUCGGUUUUCAGUGAGCAGCCUGAACGAUGGGCGAGGAAAACACAACGUCUUCUUGUCAGGAUGAGGAGAAACACUCGCAUAUCUUAAUGAUUACCGUUGUCAUGUUUGGAUCUAUAAUCGGGAACAGUAUAAUUUGCCUGUUACUCGUGCGGUUUAAGACUCUGCGAACUGUGCCGAAUAUUCUGAUUGCGAACUUAGCUCUCAUAGACAUCCUCAACGCCCUGACCAAUAUGCCUCUUAUGAUCAUGUGGUACAUCUGCAAAGUGCCCUUCCUAAAGGGCCGCCCUAUCUCAUGGUUCGUCGUGACUUGGUACGUGCUUUUCAUGUACUUAACUGUGUUCAACCUCAUUGUAUUGACAAUGGAUCGCUAUGGAGCCAUCGUGCACGGCCUUCGCUACCAUUCAUGGAAGACGAUCAACAAAGCAAAAGUAGCAGUAUUGUUUGUAUGGCUCCUAGCAGCUGCCUAUACAUAUGGCAUGUUUAUGUUAGGGCUCGACACUGAUCUUGGUGACGCUCCAGUGCUGGAGUACAGGAUACACUAUUUGAAGAACUUUGGAAGACAUUUUAUAAUUCCCGGUUAUCUGGUUCCAUUCUCAAUCAUGCUCGUCAUGGGAGUUGCUAUAUGGCGCACCGUGAGCAGGCAAAGUAAACGUAUCUCGGAGUUUUGUUCCGUGCGAAAACAAGUUAAAAAUGAUGUGAAGACAGCCAAAACAAUCGGUUUGACUGUGAUGACAUUUUUCUUCAUGGGUGUGUUCCCUAUGCUGUUACACAACAUUGCAAAAAUGCACGGUACAUGGCCUCAUUUCCUUGCGUUUUUUCUCACACACCUCAACAGUAUGGUGAAUCCUGUCAUCUACUCACUUAAGACUCAAAGGUUUCGCAAGGCUUUCAUACUGUUCCUAAAGGACCCUUGGGGCAAGUCACAGCCCUUGAUCACUGCCAGUAGCCAGGCAGAUCUUCCCUGCACAGCAAAGAACUUUUAUCGCAGGACAGAAAAAUACAACUCCCACAAAAUAAUAUUUAAACCAUAAAGCGCUGACAUGCUUGAUAUAUUCAAAUCACUCGACUGUUGUUCAGGAGUAAAAAGAUACAGGUUUUAUAUUUGCUCGUUAAGUGCAAUAACAGCUUG
Messenger RNA from Orbicella faveolata, 1257 nucleotides. Its product is annotated as type-1 angiotensin II receptor A-like. Gene Ontology annotation, biological process: G protein-coupled receptor signaling pathway. NCBI's taxonomy places the organism in Eukaryota, Metazoa, Cnidaria, Anthozoa, Scleractinia, Merulinidae. The record is from RefSeq and is a predicted model, not a curated record. Gene Ontology annotation, molecular function: G protein-coupled receptor activity. Gene Ontology annotation, cellular component: plasma membrane.